Molecule: messenger RNA, 405 nt
Organism: Zingiber officinale
Lineage: Eukaryota; Viridiplantae; Streptophyta; Magnoliopsida; Zingiberales; Zingiberaceae
Exons: 2
Coding region: 1-405 (134 amino acids)
Source: RefSeq, a predicted model, not a curated record
AUGGACUCGAAACAUUGGAAUCCUGAAAUGAAAAAGAAGGCUCAGAUCUACUUCAAGGCUUUCAACACACUCCAGUGCGGGCUAACAAAGGAAGAACUGAACCGCGUUGGUCCACACGAAAAUGCAAAGGAGAUGUGGGAUAAACUCAUCGAAUUGCACGAGGGAACCAAUGAUGCUAAUAAAGGAGAAUCUACAAGUCAACUUCAUGCAAGAAUAAAGGACAUUCUCAACGAACUUCACACCAUCAACCACCAGAUGGAGAAUCGUGACCUGAUAAGGUAUGCCCUAAAUGCGUUUCCCCGAAAUGCACUAUGGGCAUCCAUCAUGGAUGCCUACACAAUUUCGAAGAACCUAUCUAAAUUGAAAUUGGAUAAAUUUCUUUGUGAACUUGAACUCCAUGAAUAG